UCUCGAGAGCCCUGUCGCUGCCGCGGGGAACCCUUUCUUGGCUAAAGAUACAAAUAUAAUAGCACUUGACGUUCGUGGUCAAUCUGACCGCGACACCAUUGCCCAGCCUCUAAUUCAUGCUCUAACGAUCUGCCUCGUACGACUGGUCUUCAUCACGAUGUCUACCAACCGUCCAUUUUUGGCCAACUUUUUGGCGGCGUUUCGCGCCCAGUCAACGAUUAAGGCCUCGGCCGCUGGCUCCCAGUCGGCCACAGGCACCUCCUCGUCUCUCUCUCCGACUCAGAUAUCACAGAGUGCCCGCGCUAUAGCAACCAAGGCAAGCAACUCAGGGGCGUCCUCCGAGGCUGCCCCUACGACUCAUUAUCAUCAUCAUCACCAUCAUCACCACCACUCAUCUUCAGCCGCCGGUUCCCACUCCCGACCCCACUCACAUACCCGAUCCCCACUGAAUCAAUCGUCUCCCGCCGGGGACUCCCCGGUGCCUUCGUCCUCCGCCACCCCUCCAGCUCCAUCGUCCCCGCCAACUCCAUCCAACCCUAUUCCGAUUGCCAAUGGGCCGGACCGCCAACGACGCGGGAGCGACAGCUCCAACGGAUCGGGCGGGUUCCGAGACGCUCUCGGGCCGGAGAAAUGGUACAUUGGUGGGAGGACGCCCGGCGGAGAGGAGCGUUUCUAUCGAUUAGGGAUGGUGACGAAGGGCGGCGGCCGAUUAGGCGGGAGCGGUCGAGUAGGAAGUAUCGACCAGUUGAGCUUGUGAUUGAUCUCUUUCCUUUAGCCUUUUGCGUAUACAAAACUUUUUGAACGACGUCUACGGUAUCAAAAUGUUUGCUUGGCGUUCGGUUUGCGCAUGAACGGCGUUCGGGUUUUGGAUGGACUGGAAACUGAAAACGU
Molecule: messenger RNA, 891 nt
Organism: Aspergillus pseudotamarii
Lineage: Eukaryota; Fungi; Ascomycota; Eurotiomycetes; Eurotiales; Aspergillaceae
Exons: 1
Coding region: 158-757 (199 amino acids)
Source: RefSeq, a predicted model, not a curated record